GCGGCGGCGGCGGCGGCAGCAGCAGGAGCAGCCCCGGCUGCGGGUCGCGACGGCGGCGGGGCGCCCCCUCCCCCGUGCCGGGGCGCGGCGGAGGGAUGUGGGGCUUUGCGGGAGGAAGGCUUUUUGGCAUCUUCUCGGCCCCAGUGCUGGUGGCAGUGGUGUGCUGUGCCCAGAGCGUGAACGAUCCUGGGAACAUGUCCUUUGUGAAGGAGACGGUGGACAAGCUGUUGAAAGGCUACGACAUUCGCCUAAGACCCGACUUCGGGGGUCCCCCGGUCUGCGUGGGGAUGAACAUCGACAUCGCCAGCAUAGACAUGGUUUCCGAAGUCAACAUGGACUAUACCUUGACCAUGUAUUUUCAACAGUACUGGAGAGAUAAAAGGCUCGCCUAUUCUGGGAUCCCUCUCAACCUCACGCUUGACAAUCGAGUGGCUGACCAGCUAUGGGUACCUGACACAUAUUUCUUAAAUGACAAAAAGUCAUUUGUGCAUGGCGUGACAGUGAAGAAUCGGAUGAUCCGCCUCCACCCGGAUGGGACGGUGCUGUACGGGCUCAGAAUCACCACGACUGCAGCAUGCAUGAUGGACCUGAGAAGAUACCCCUUGGACGAGCAGAACUGCACUCUGGAGAUUGAAAGCUAUGGCUACACCACGGACGACAUUGAAUUUUACUGGCGUGGUGGUGACAAGGCUGUUACUGGAGUGGAAAGGAUUGAGCUUCCACAGUUCUCCAUUGUGGAGCAUCGUCUGGUCUCCAGAAAUGUUGUCUUUGCCACAGGUGCCUAUCCUCGGCUCUCGCUGAGCUUUCGGUUGAAGAGAAACAUUGGAUACUUCAUCCUCCAGACUUACAUGCCCUCUAUCCUAAUUACGAUUCUCUCGUGGGUGUCCUUCUGGAUCAAUUAUGAUGCAUCUGCGGCUCGAGUUGCCCUUGGGAUCACGACCGUGCUGACCAUGACAACCAUCAACACACACCUUCGGGAGACAUUGCCCAAAAUCCCCUAUGUCAAAGCCAUUGACAUGUACCUCAUGGGCUGCUUUGUCUUUGUGUUUCUGGCCCUUCUGGAGUAUGCCUUUGUCAACUACAUUUUCUUUGGAAGAGGCCCUCAAAGGCAGAAGAAGCUUGCUGAAAAGAAUGCCAAGGCAAAGAAUGACCGGUCAAAGGGUGACAGCAACCGGGUGGAUGCUCAUGGAAAUAUCCUGUUAACAUCGCUGGAGGUUCACAAUGAAAUGAACGAGGUAGCAGGCGGCGUUGGUGAUACCAGGAAUUCAGCAAUAUCCUUUGACAACUCAGCGAUCCAGUACAGGAAACAGAGCAUGCCUCGGGAAGGGCGACACAUGGGGGCCAGAAGCAUCCCGCACAAGAAGACCCAUCUACGGAGGAGGUCGUCACAGCUCAAAAUUAAAAUUCCUGAUCUAACCGAUGUGAAUGCCAUAGACAGAUGGUCCCGGAUUGUGUUUCCUUUCACUUUUUCUCUUUUCAACUUAGUUUACUGGCUGUACUAUGUUAACUGAGUGACUGUACUUGAUUUUUCAAAGACUUCAUUUAACACUGAGUGAAAUAUUACUCUGCCUGUCAAGUUUUUAUACCUGUACACACACAGAGACACACACACGCAGACACACACAUAUAUACAUACGCAAUUGUAUAUAUAUGUGAACUUUCUCAGCAUAUAUAUCAAAUACACGUGUAUAUGAGGAUGUGUGUGUAUAUGUUUCUACGCACAGGUGUGAGUACCUGUGUGUAUGUAAAACAAAUACACAUACAUAUAUACAUUUUGCAGCUAUGGACAAUUUAACACAGGAUGCAUAUUAAAGAAAGGCAUAGUUUUUUUCUUUUUUAAUUGAAAGGGACAAGCAUCGUCUAAAUAUUAUGCCUUGAGAAUGAGGGCGCGAAACACAAUAUCAUCCCAAAAUGUGUCUUUUACUAUCCUGAGUUAGAUGUUUUAGUUUAAAAAGCAGAAAGAAACUCUUAGUUAUUCUUCAGGAACUCAUACAGUGGUAUUGCUAGUUUAAAACAAGCCACACUUCAUAUCCUUUUUCAGUUUAUUCAGCGAAGGCUUUUCAGCUUUCUUGGCAAUGAGGUUGACUUUCGUGGGGCAGACUUUUUCUGUACUGGUUCAGCGGGCGGGGUGAGCUUCUGAUACUCGCUCGCCUGUUUCUUACACACGGGGAGGGCCCACCUUGAUGUUCGAACUUCCAUCUUCUGACAGCCCAUCGAGGAUGGAUGGCAUCUCAUUGUAAGUACUCUGCUGUACAGUGUUGUUGUUGUUUUUUUUUCCUCUCACUUGGACUGGAUCCAGCUGACCCAUCGUGUGGGACACAGCGGCACAUUUUGGCAAUGUUGAGUUGACAUUUCAGUCACUGAACACCUGCUCCACAUCUCAUGGAUUUCUAGGCCUGGUAUCUAAAUGGAAAGCUUAGACGUCUCAGGUUAUUUGUUCCUCUAAGGUAAAAAUCAUCUAGGAUGAUUUUCCCCCUCGUCUUUAAGUUAUCAAUCACUCUUGGAACAUUGUAUGUUAAUAUCAACUAUAUUUGCAUAAUAUGCAUUAUAAUAUGUAUAUUUACCAAGAUUCUGUUUCUUAUGCUUGCUCUCAUGGCAGCAUGCGAUGUCCUCUUUUUCUUUCUGUUAUGUAAGUACUUUCUGUUCUCUAGAAUUCAGACUGAAGCGCAAACACUUCUGUUCAAUUUCAGAAACUGAGACACAUCCUCAUGCCUUUAUUUCUGUAUCUGACAUAUCUCAUAAGCACACCCAACUACUCCUAGUUUAACUAGGACGCUGCAGGAACAUGCCCAGUCCACACCAUCCAUCACCCAGGGACCCAUGACCAUUCUCUUGAGGCAAAGGACAGCAACCUGACAACAAACACAGUCACUUUUGGUUCCUUCUGAUCCACAGCCUCAUCAGUAUUUGGACUUUUUAAAGCUCGUAGAAACAAGACAAGGUGCACCGGUUUCAUAGAUGCAACCUUAACUUACUAUUUAGAUGAGAUCUUUCUAAA
Phacochoerus africanus (Common warthog) is the source of this 2998-nucleotide messenger RNA. RefSeq names its product gamma-aminobutyric acid type A receptor subunit beta3 (gene GABRB3). Lineage: Eukaryota; Metazoa; Chordata; Mammalia; Artiodactyla; Suidae. Bases 96 to 1511 code for a protein of 471 amino acids. The transcript is spliced from 9 exons. Gene Ontology annotation, cellular component: GABA-A receptor complex; synapse; membrane. Gene Ontology annotation, molecular function: GABA-A receptor activity; neurotransmitter receptor activity; extracellular ligand-gated monoatomic ion channel activity. Gene Ontology annotation, biological process: chemical synaptic transmission; signal transduction; regulation of membrane potential. The record is from RefSeq and is a predicted model, not a curated record.